CCACAUCCGCUGAGCCACCCCACGCGGCCUGCAACCGUGCAGAAGGCCUCGGUCCCGAUUCUCGCCUUGCCCACCAGCAGCCCACCACCAGUGGCUACACGGCCCCUACCACAUCCGCUGAGCCACCCCACGCGGCCUGCAACCGUGCAGAAGGCCUCGGUCCCGAUUCUCGCCUUGCCCACCAGCAGCCCACCACCACCACAUCCGCUGAGCCACCCCACGCAGCCUGCAACCGUGCAGAAGGCCUCGGUCCCGAUUCUCGCCUUGCCCACCAGCAGCCCACCACCAGUGGCUACACGGCCUCUAGCGAUGGCGCCAAUGGCUCGUUGGUGGUAUAUUAGCGCGCAAAUGGUAUCGCCAUGGCCAGCCACAUCCGCAGAGCCACCCCACGCAGCCUGCAACCGUGCAGAAGGCCUCGGUCCCGAUUCUCGCCUUGGCCACCAGCAGCCCACCACCAGUGGCUACACGGCCUCUAGCGAUGGCGCCAAUGGCUCGUUGGUGGUAUAUUAG
Phytophthora sojae is the source of this 510-nucleotide messenger RNA. RefSeq lists its product as hypothetical. The annotation marks the transcript as partial. NCBI's taxonomy places the organism in Eukaryota, Oomycota, Peronosporomycetes, Peronosporales, Peronosporaceae. The transcript is spliced from 3 exons. The record is from RefSeq and is a predicted model, not a curated record.